Messenger RNA from Rotaria sp. Silwood2, 697 nucleotides. Lineage: Eukaryota; Metazoa; Rotifera; Eurotatoria; Philodinida; Philodinidae. The record is from the annotation of a GenBank genome assembly.
UUGGUCAGCAGGUAUGACAGCAGGUGCUGUUGUUAUUGGUGGUGUAACACGUUUAACUGAAAGUGGUCUAUCAAUGACAAAUUGGCAUUGGCUUAAUGAUAUGAGUCCACCACGUACAGCUGAAGCAUGGCAGGAAGAAUUUGAACGUUAUAAACGUUUUCCUGAAUACGAACAAAUGAAUCGUGAUAUGACAUUAGAUGAAUUUAAAAAAAUUUAUUAUAUGGAAUUUGCACAUCGUAUGUGGGGUCGUGCAACAGGAAUUAUAUUUACAUUACCAGCAUUUAUCUUUUGGAGACGUGGAUUAUUUGACAAAGGAAUGAAAAUACGUGUUUUAAUAUUUGGUGGAUUAAUUGCAGCACAAGGUGCAUUAGGUUGGUAUAUGGUUAAAUCAGGUUUACAUAAAGAAACAUUAGUUGAUGGACGUGCAAGUGUUUCACCGUACAGAUUAGCUGCUCAUCUUGGUACAGCAUUUAUUCUUUAUGCAGGUCUUUUAUGGAAUUCUUUUAAAUAUUUAACUAAACCUGAUGUUUACGCUUCAACACGUGUCCCACGUGCCUGGGCAAUGAGUGUUCAUGGCUUAUUAACUCUUACUUUGAUAACUGUAAUAGCUGGUGCAUUUGUUGCUGGUUUAGAUGCUGGUCUUUGCUAUCCAACAUUUCCAAAAAUGGGUGAUUAUUGGAUACCACCAGAAUAUUAA